AUGAAGAUGUUAAUGGCUGUUUUCAUCCUUGGUUGUGUGGCCUCCUCAAGGGCCAUCUUCUUCGACCUCUUCAAGAAGGAGUCAUGGCAACCUGAUCCUUGGGCCCAACAGCCUGCUGAUCCCUGGGUACAGCAGCCUGCUGAUCCCUGGGUACAGCAGCCUGCUGAUCCUUGGGUGCAGCAGCCACCUGUUCAGCAACCAGUGAAAGAAAUCCCCAUUUUCAAGCCCUACUUGGAAUUCAAGCCCAUCUCCAUCCCAUUCCCCAAGCUGGAGCCCGUACCCGUGGUCAAGCCUUUCCCCAUUCUCAAGCCAGAGUUCGUAGAAGCUCAGGUUCCCCUCUACAAGCCCCAGGUUCCCCUCCCUAACAAGUACUUCAACUUCAACGCUAACGUUGGCCUCCACAAGCAGCCACAGCAGCCACAGCAGUACCAGCAAGCCCAGUACCACCAGGCUCAGCACCAGCAGCAACACCUCCCCACUGCAUACCAAGCACCCGAUGCUCACCACCACUAA
This is a messenger RNA of Penaeus indicus, 513 nucleotides long. RefSeq lists its product as uncharacterized. The transcript is spliced from 4 exons. Lineage: Eukaryota; Metazoa; Arthropoda; Malacostraca; Decapoda; Penaeidae. The record is from RefSeq and is a predicted model, not a curated record. Bases 1 to 513 code for a protein of 170 amino acids.